GGGUGCGCAGCAACAAUAAAUUUGAAGUGGAUUGAGUUGUACCCAGAUUUCCAGGUGGAUGUGCCCCAGCCAUGCGGCCAGACAAGAGAGGGUCGUCUGAAAGCCGACAAGGCCAAGGAGCUGCAGGAGGCACUUGACGCAGAGCAGCAGACUGUGGGCAAAGAGACGCGGGUAUAUGUUAGGAUUGCCGACUGCAGUUCCCAUCAAAACCAUGGUUUCGAGGACAUGGAAGCUUUCAGCCAAAACAUGGACAAGAGCGUUGCUGAGUGUAUUCAGAUGUUGGCAAGAGAAGGCAUUACUUCUGUAUCAGAUGUGAAAAAGUGCCUUCACUAUUAUGUGCACGAUGUACUUUUUGCGAACAAGGAGAAGCCUGAUAGCAGCUGCAGGGCCUUUUUCCCAACACAUCGUGACAUCAGCAACCAGAUCCAAGCUGUGCUUAAGAAAGACCGCUUCAGCACAGUUGAUCAAGAGAAUGCUAGAAUUUUAAUUGAAAAGAUCAGGGGUGAGCAACACGAAUCCUCCGUUGUCUAUCGGCCGUAUGCAGCACGAAGCUUCGUAGGUAGCAGCGACUCGGACAACGUGGAAGAGGGCGUUGCCAGCGAGUGUGAAGACACGUUGCUGUUUUGCUUCCAAACAAAAUUCAUGAGGAGCAUGCUUAAAAAGUACGGAGGCUCAGUAGUUUGCCUGGACGCAACGCACAAGACGAGUGACUAUGCUCUACCACUUUUCUUGCUUGUCGUGAAAACACCGUCGGGAUACACACCAGCUGGUGUGUUUAUCAUACAGUUCGAGACGACCCACUGUAUCGCUGAGGCUUUAGACGUUUUCAAGCAGUGGUGUGACAACUGGUCCCCACAAUACUAGAUGGUGGAUUAUAGCAAGGCAGAAAUAAGUGCCAUCAAGCAAGUGUUUCCAGAGAGUCAAAUCUCCAUCUGUGACUUCCAUAGACUACAGGCAUGGCAGAGGUGGCUGCGCAGAAAGGAAAACAACAUAUCCGAUCUAGAUGAAGCCCUGAGACUCAUGAAACACGUAGCCAGUGCUUCAAAUCAGCAUAACUUUGACAAGACGGUUGAAGUCCUUGUUGACUCUGAGUAUUGGAAAAAUGAAAGAUUCCGCAGUUACCUUGAAGAAGUGUGGCUGUCAGUAAAGGAGCUGUGGGUCAUGUCUUACAGGCUGGAGUUUGACGUUGUGUUGACCACAAAUAACGGCAUUGAGGCCCACAACCGCGUGUUGAAGGCAGAGUACGUGAAAACUUCCAGCGGGAAACGGUCGUUAACAUCCCUGAUCAUGACUGUCGUUCAUGGCUACCUUCCCGACAAAGAAGCGAAAUUCCAUGAGCCGGCACGGAGGCAGUCAUCAGUGUACAGACAGUACAGUGAAAAUGCUCCUGCAUACCUGCACAACCGGCCUCAUGGGUUCGUUAAGCAUAUGCUGAGACGGCUUGUUAACACAGAGGAAUACACCCCCACAGACAUGGAAGAGCUCCCCAUUGAAGGUGUGUUUACGGUUCAUUCUGAAAGAAGUGAUGAUGAUUUGUACACUGUCGACUUCACCAAGCCAUCGUGUACCUGCCCUGAUUUCAGGAAGUACAAGUACCCAUGCAAGCACUUUUGUGUUGUUUUUAAGUACAGCGACAGGUGGGGCUUUUCCUCUCUUCCGCAGAGUUACCUCAAUCGACCGCAAAUUACUCUUGAAAGCUGUCCAGAAUCCGAAACAAGUUCCGAGAUUCCCCUUGUCAAUCAGCCCAGCCCUUCUGAAGUGUCUUCACAGGAUCUUGGUACAGCAGCAUCAGAGUCAGACAUUCCCUUUGUCAAUGAGACCAGCUUUUGUGAAGUGCCUUUACAGCCUGGGGUUGCUAUGCUUCCUGGGACAGCAGCCCCCUCAGUGUCGGAGCUACAAAAAAGUAUAAACGAGGAAUUGGAAAAGUGCAGUUCCCUCCUUUACUGCUGCCAUGACGUUCAAACACUGGUGGAGGCUAGGGGAUUAUUGCAAGCCACCUUCCGUAAGCUGGCUGAAUCUGUGCCACAGAGUUCUGGCCUUCACAUUCGGGGCUCGCCGACAAAAGGAUGCUCAUCUCUGAAGCCUCUUCUGAAAAGAAGACGCCUAUAGUGUGCUGUCACUCUGCCAUUGACUGAAGCUUUGACUGCUAGGAAAGGAUCGGGGGAGACGGUAGAGAUGGACCACUCGGUGAUUUUUUUUUUCAUUCUUUUUAAAAAAAUUGCAAUUGUUGCAAAACUCAAUUUAUUUUACCAUUCAUAACUUUGGCCUAAACACAGUGUUCGGACAUCUUUGUAAAUAAUUUUUAGAAUGUUUAGAGCUUUUAAGAUUAAUAGGGUAUGUUUUAUACUAGACUUCAUUAUAGUCAUGCAAUUGUGACAUUGGCAACGACUGUGUAUGUGUAUAAAUCCAGCCGUAAUUUUUUGUGUUGGUGAUACUCUCAAUUCAAAGAGUGUGUGAAAGUAUGUUUUUAGGCUUCUGCUUUCAAUCUAUGUGUAUAAAGCUGUUUGUAAAGUUGCAUUUUUUCUGUACUUGCUACGGACGUGCUUACUUUUAUACUUUCCUUUUGACAUUUUAACAUAGCACCUGUUGUAUGUGAAAGCAUGUUAGUACAUUUUUUCGGGUGGUCAUUUCAAGAUGUAUUCAUAGCGUGCUUGUAAUAUCCAUAGACUGUAAAUAAACCAAAUGUGAGAGAAUG
Molecule: messenger RNA, 2695 nt
Organism: Rhipicephalus microplus (southern cattle tick)
Lineage: Eukaryota; Metazoa; Arthropoda; Arachnida; Ixodida; Ixodidae
Molecular function (GO): DNA-binding transcription factor activity
Source: RefSeq, a predicted model, not a curated record